GCAUGCGCCGGCUCCGAAAACGUAGUGUGCAUGCUCCAAUUCGGAGAGCGGACUACGCACGCGCGUUUGUAGAGCGUUUAUACAUCGUUUUUACUUUGGAGUGUUCUAGGGUGCCCAGAAGUUGAGCGGGGAGCCCUUAGAGAUCCCUUGGGAAGACUAAUGGGGGCCCUAGAGCAUAGGAGUGGACUGUCUUGUUGGCAUCUGAUUGGCUGGGAGGCGGUUCCCCUGAUGUAAUUAAUUUAAUUACCCAAUAGUGCUCUUCAACAUUCUGAGAAUGGUGAGAAAGAAAAUAGAUAACUCUCCAGGUCUUGCAGCAUGAUGAGGAGCUCUUCAUCAGUUCCCUGGCAUCUCUGACCACUUCACAGAGUUCCCAACUGUGAUGUUACUUCAGCUGCCAGAGCACACCUCAGUAUCUACAAAAGGCUGGAACAGUUAAGAAGCAGCCAGGCAGCUGCACAGACUUCCUUCCCACAACUAUUCCCUAGCCUGUGAUCAGUAAUUGUUCCCACAGUUAAGACUGAUUCUAUGCUACUUUGGUCACCUCACUUCCUCUGGCUUCAUUUCAUUAUUAAGAUGUCAUGUAGCCCUAAAGGACAGUCAGUUUUCACUUAGAUCUCCAGGUAACUCAAGCCCUCUGUAGAUGACAAUCCUUAGAAACUGCGACACAGACUAUAAUUCUAAAAAUGCCUCCUUUACUUGGCAUGACAAGGCACACACCCAGCACAGAAGGAGGAACGAGGAGUCCAUUCACAUAACUGCUCUCUCUGCCAAGCAACUAUCUGUCAGUGUGCCUGAGUGCUGUGUGCUCAGCAUGCUGUCACCAGAAACAUGCCUCAGCCAUCUGAAAGCCAUGACUGCUGUACAGUAACUGUUGAGUUGCAGCCUGAACCACUGAUUGAGCACCUGGGAAAAAGACCCAGUCAGCCCUGGGAGCACAGGUGAAGGCAAUUCAGCUGUGUGGAGGCUGGCUGCACCUCUCUUAGAUGCCUUUUAGGGCUGACUGCCACUAGGGAAGAAUCUCUGGUUGGAGUUUCCUCCUUUGUGGAUUCUUUCCUGUGAGUCUAGAUCCUUGGAGAUGGGUGAGCACCUUUACUUUUCCUUUGAAAUACCAUCCUAUCUGUGAUUGUCUCUUUGCUGUUACACAGCUGUAUUGCCCUUCUGCCGUGUUGAUCUUCCCCGUGGUGACAACUGUCCAUCCUCUGCCUUGUUCUCAGCCCUGUCAGUACUACUCCACUAAUGUUCCUUGACUAAAUACAGCCCUAGUCUUUUCUCGACAGAGAACAAUGCCACAGCAUGCAAAAGUUGUGGUUGCCGUCAGACUGCUCAGAAAACAGCGUCUAGCCACAAUGAAAAAUACACGGGAUGAAAAAUACAGCCUCCAAAAGAAUUAGAUGCUGAGCGACUAAGCUAUUGACACGCUGACUUUGCCCAGCACAAUGACGAAAGCAGGACUCUUUCCCUUGCUCAAGCUGCCUAACACACAACGUUAGCGCUCCCUUUGCGGCCGGCGCCACAGACCCGCGGGCUCUAGGACCCGGGCUCAGCAGCCUGCGCUAUGGUGCGCGGCGGAAAGGCCCUGGGCUGCCAAGCGCCACACCGCCGCGCGGCCCCCGCCGGUGGUCUCCGUGGCCGCAACGCUCGCCUGGCCCGCCCGAGCAGGGGAGCGCUGGGGCGCCGCGGUGGAAGUUUCUCCUGAUGCCGUUCUCAGAUGCGCCGGGCAGCUUCACCGCCAGUUGCUGCUGGUGCCCGGCGCCUCUGAGAGUCCUCUGCUCAGUCUCUGAAGAUCUUGGUUGCAGACGUGGAGAGUUUAGCAGGAAGCACUAUGGAUCUGUGGAGCUUCUUAUAUCUAGUGAUGCUGAUGGAGCUAUUCAAAGAGCUGGACGAUUCCGAGUGGAAAAUGGCUCUUCUGAUGAGAAUACAGGCUACACUCCAGGUACAUGGCACAGGACGGAUGUACAUUUGGAAAAUCCAGAGUAUUAUACAAGAUGGUAUUUCAAAUAUUUUUUAGGAAAAGUUCAUCAAAAUUAUAUAGGUACAGACUCAGAGAAGAACCCUUUCUUUCUGUCUGUUGUACUUUCUGACCAAAAUAAUCAGCGUGUUCCUCAAUACCAUUCAAUUCUUUGGAGAAAAACGGGUACUCAGAAAAUAUGUCUCCCUUACAGUCCCACAAAAACAUUAUCAGUGAAAUCUAUAUUAAGUGCAAUGAGUCUUGAGAAAUUUGAGAAGGGACCAAGGGAAAUUUUUCAUCCUGAUAUACAAAAGGAUUUAUUGGUUCUUGAAGAACAAGAGGUAAACGGAUCUGUGAAUUUUAAAUUUGGAGUCCUUUAUGCUAAGGAUGGGCAGCUUACAGAUGAUGAAAUGUUCAGCAAUGAAACUGGAAGUGAGAGCUUUCAAAGAUUUUUGCAUCUCUUGGGUGACACAAUUACUUUGAAAGGCUGGACAGGCUACAGAGGAGGACUGGACACAAAAAAUGAUACAACAGGAACCUUUUCCAUCUAUACAGUUUACCAAGGGCAUGAAAUUAUGUUCCAUGUUUCGACAAUGCUACCAUAUUCUAGAGAGAACAAACAGCAGGUAGAAAGGAAGCGGCAUAUUGGAAAUGACAUUGUCACUAUCGUAUUUCAGGAAGGAGAAGAGACUGCUCCAGCAUUCAAGCCAUCCAUGAUUCGCUCUCAUUUUACACAUAUUUUUGCCUUAGUGAGAUAUAAUAAGCAGAAUGAUAGUUACAGGCUAAAAAUAUUUUCAGAAGAAAGUGUUCCUCUCUUUGGGCCUCCACUUCCAUCCCCACCUGUGUUUACAAAUCACCAGGAAUUCAGGGAUUUUGUUUUGGUGAAAUUAAUAAAUGGGGAAAAAGCCACCUUGGAAACACCAACAUUUUCUCAGAAACGUCAGCGCACUCUAGACAUGCUGAUCCGCUCUUUAUACCAGGACCUGAUGCCUGAUCUACACAAGAACAUGCUGAACAGAAGGUCCUUCAGUGAUGUGUUACCAGACUCCCCAAAAUCAACACGGAAGAAGGAGGAAGCUCGGCAAGCAGAAUUUGUCCGACUUGGUCAGGCACUCAAACUGAAAACUGGUGUGAAAGGGGAUGCACCAACUACCUUGGCAACUACAAGCUUUUGUAAAAAGGAGCCUUGGGAGUCCCAGUCUUUCUGCAGUAAUUUUCCUCAUGAGGUUGUCUGUGCAGAUUCUUGGGGCCAGUCCUUGCUGGUUUCUACAGAUGCUGGCAUCUUGUUAAUAGAUGAUGGUCAAACCACUGUUCAAGUAUUUGAUAAAACUCUGCAAAUAAAGCAGAUGCAUGUGUUGGAAGCUCUGGAUUAUUUGAUUGCCCGAACAGACAAAGGGAAAGACUCCCGUCUCCUUGUCUUCAGAUUGAGUUCAGUCCAAAAAGAUAUAGAAACAAAGCAGGUGAUAAGAAGCAAAUAUGACUGCAGAGAAAAUAAAUUGGAGAGAACAAAAGGCUGCCAUUUAUAUGCCAUAAAUACUCACCAUAGCAGUGAACUGAGGAUUGUUGUGGCUAUUCGGAACAAACUACUUCUCAUCACAAAGAAAUACAAUCCAUGCAACAGUUUAACAGGCAGCUCUCUAUCAUUAUCUGAAUCUCCAGUAGAGGAGUUCCAGUAUAUCCGGGAAAUAUGUCUUUCUGACCCUCCAGUGGUUAUGACGCUAGUUGAUGGACCUACUGGAGACAGUGACAAUAUGAUUUGUGUAGCUUAUCGGCAUCAGUUUGAUUUAGUUAACGAAAGUACUGGGGAGUCCUACAGACUGCAUCAUAUUGAAGCCAACAAGGUUAAUUUUGUUGCAGCUAUUGAUGUAUAUGAAGAUGGUGAAGCUGGUCUACUGUUAUGUUAUAACUAUGUUUGCCAGUAUAGAAAGGUGUAUCCUUUUAAUGGAGGUUCUCCACUGAUCCAGCCAUCAGCUUAUGAUUUUCACUUUAGCUGGAAUCAAGUUCCUUAUGCUGUUGUCUGUGCUUUCCCUUAUAUACUUGCCUUCACUACUGAUUCCAUUGAGAUCCGUUUAGUGGUGAAUGGAAACUUAGUCCACACAGCAGUUGUGCCUGAGCUUCAACUUGUCGCAUCAAGGUCGGAUAUUUAUUUUAAAGCUACUGCUGCAGUAAGUGGAUCAUCUCAUAGCAGUUCUAAGGAAAUGAGUUCAAGGAGUUCACCUCAAACACCUACAGCUUAUGACAUGCUGGAAUGUUCUCUUUCUUCUUCAGAAGUUUCAGGUGAAGUUGCAUGUAAAAACUUGUAUAAAAUUCCUCUUAGUAAUCUGGUUGGGCGAAGCAUUGAACGACCUCUGAAGUCACCUUUGACUCCUAAAGUAGUCACUACUCCAACAUCCAGUGGCAUUACCUCUCUUCCUGUUACUCACUCACUAUCCUUAUCUCGCAUGGAAAUUAAAGAAAUUGCAAACAGAACGCGUAAAGAAUUGCUGGGCCUCUUGGAUGAGCCUAUUCCCAAGACAGAAGGUGCACAGAAGCAAAAAAAGGUUUCUCGAAGACAGUCAGACCCCAAGCAGGGAGCAGUAAGAUCAACUAGUAGUGACAGUGACUUUUGUCUUCAUCUUUGCAGAAUAAUCUCAGCCUCUUUCGAAAGCUAUUCUGAGGGUCGUCAUCUUUCCACUAGUUCAGAUCCUGAUUCUGUAGCAAACAGGGAGGAGAGCUCACCAUUUAGCUAUCCAUUUCAUCUGACUUCUUUAUAUGAUGAAGACAUCAUUGACUUGAAGUGAAGACAGACAAGACUGUUCCUUACUUCACCUUUUCUCACAACUCUGUGAGCUCUGUAGGAAUGUCACAAGCAGUGCUUCUAGUGGUAAAAUGUGGCUGGAAGUAUUGGUGAUUAAUCUUUGUAAGUCUCAUGUUGUUCUGGCUUGCUUAGCCUGGUUUGGUGAAGCUUACAUCUUUGACGUCUGUAUGUUUUCUCAUCUCAGUUAAUGAACCAUUACUUUUCUGUGGUAUUUUAAAGGUAGGUUAUCAAUGAGAGCUAUAGGCUGAAAUUGAACUAAAUAAAAAGUAUUACUUAUUCUGAGCUACCUGAAGUAGCAUUCCGUGAAGUUAAUUGCUGUUACUAAUGUCGUGAAUUGUUUUACAACAGUGUGUGCAAUGUAGGAAGAAUUUUGUAAUGAAAAUCACUCCUUUUGUUGUUGUAUUUUCAAUCUUAAGCUAAAAAAACCCACAACUGUCUAGGCAAGAUCUUUCCAAACAGUGCAGUCUGUCCUUGAAAUGAUGCAGCUGUGUUUUGUUCAAUGAAGAAUCAAGAAUAUUCUAUAAAGAUCAGGUGACAUAUGAACAUGCUGUUUUCUCUGACCUGUCUGUGUACGUAUUUUUAGAAGAACUUGAAAAAUGUUUUGGCAUUAAGAAUCUUUGAGCAGAGGGAGUUUUAUUUAAAAAACAAACAAACAAAAUCUUCCUUAAAAAUUUCAAGUCAAAAUUAUACUGUAUUUCUCCAUCUACUGGAAUAACUUUUCUGUAAUGCACCUUCGGAUUUCCUCAUUACAGCCAGAAGCCACCCCCUAAUUUUCUUUCUGACUACAGAAAGAUUCCUGUGCAGGCAUCAAAAUUUGUUGUUGUUUGCUCUUGCACCAACAAUAGAAUUCGGUGCUUCAGAUUGACAUUUUUCUAAGUGGAUUCAGACUAAAAUUUUACUGCUAGGAAGCUAGUUUUCUAUGAUGAAAUAGCCAUAUAAAAUCUUUUGUUUUGUUAAAGGACAAGAUUUCAUCAUUAAGCUUGAUUUUUUUUUUUUUUUACCCUUCCCUCUAUGCCAAAAAGUCAAUAUUAAACAAUAUUUUGGAAGAGUUUGUUUUUCAUAAAAAUGUGAUGUUUCCAGGCUUUUUAUAUAUAAAGAUGUGGGCUUUAUUAGCAGGUAUUUCUUGCUCCUUACGUAGACAUGAUUCUGUAUCCUUGUUUUUUUUUUUUUAAUGUAGUACAUGUAAGCAUGACAAUCUGGUGAUUUGUGCCUUUUGCUUCUGCCUGUCUGAAUAUGAAACUUUUGCAAAGUUUUUCAUGCCCUGUUUAUUGUAUUAUGAUGGAUUAAUAUCUCCACCUAAGAAAAUAUGCAAGGCCAUAACUUGAAAGAAUCACUUCUUAUUCUUGAUCAAGAAAAGCAGCAAUAAUUUUAGCAGUACCUAGUUCAGGAGCAGAAGCAGUAUUAACCAGUGGCUGCUCAUAUCUUUUUUUUUUUUAGUAUUUUGGCAACCAUGGACAUGUGGGGUGAGCCUUAAUAAACUUCUGAAAGGAAGUACCACCUUAAACUCUUUGCAGGAGCUUGUAAUUCUUUUUCAGAAUGUUUCCAGAGACCCUUUAACCCAACUUAUUUAUCUGGUCACUUGAGGUUUAAGAAAAAUGGGUCUGAAAGUAUCGUAUGGUCCUUAUCCUGCUGGAAGUUGUGAACACUUUUGUGGGCUUAAUGAAUCCACUUUAGGAAGCACUGUUCGCACUUAAAUAUUUUUAGAAAGCAGAAGCAUUGCUAAUGUCUGAGUGUAGUAUUUAAUUUCUUUUGUGUCAGUGUUUUUGAAGUCUGUAUCAGUUUGCUGCAAAACUCAGGCUUGAUUUAAAAGAAUAUUUUAACUGGAAACCUUGCUUAGUGAUUUUAGAAUAUCACAUCUUGAAUGUGCUGCAGAAGCUCACUUCUGUUAUUCUAGCAUGAUUUAACAUGAGUGAAGAACCUGAACAAACAUGUUUAGGUAUAUCUUGAAAAGACGUGGAAAGACCCUUAUAGAUGGAACACUGAAGAAGAAUAGAGACAGCUUGACAGUACUGGACCCCUGUGUCAAACUAAGACAUGACUAUACGUGGAGGGGGUAUAAGGCAAGAGUUGCUUUCUUUAAGCAGAACCACAACAGUGCCAACAGAAAGAAGCUUUGUAGUUCUGCCUGUAAUAGCAGCAUUGAUGACAUCUAGCCAAUACUAGAAAGUGGCAAAAGGAUUGUAAUGAAUACAGCAGAAACUUGACAUUUUAUGCAAGACAAAAAAUAAAAAGACUAGCUUCAUGGUAUUUAUCUGGAACAAGAUGUUGGAAUAGUUUGAGGACAGAAACAUAGUUCCUGUGUCAACUCACUUGUCUUAAUGCUGCCUCUUCUAACUCACCAGCUGAAUUUUAUGAUACAGCAUGACUUAAUGGAUCAACUGUUAUGUAAGUCACAUUGGAAACUACCAGACCUAAAAGAAUUCAUACUCAUAUAGGACAGGCAAGAUCUGAACAGUGGAAGAACUACCUGUCUCCAUUCCUAAUGUAUGUAGUGCCUUAACAAUACCACUUUUGCUUCUGUAAUUGGUAUGUCAUAUAGGUAUGUAAGAACAAUAUUAGACCUAGUAAAAGGAGAUGAAGAGGGGUCAGGCAAUGCUGGGUUGGGUUUUUUGUGUGGUUUUUUUUAAUAUUACUCCUAGACGUGGUAACUAAGGCUUUAUGGUCACAUUCAUGUCAUUUACUACUUACAGUAAGAGUGUGUCCUGGAGUGUGGGUAUAAGACAGGGAAUGCGGUAGUUAUGCUUGGAUUUUGUUUGAUGCAAGCUAUGAGAACCAAACUGUGAAAUUCUUUAUGACAUUUUUCUUACCUAAAAGACAAAGUAACACAUAAUGUGAAGCUGCUAGUACAACUGACAAAUAUACACUGUACAAGGAUGUGGUUUCCGUUGACUUAAAACAGUCUUAUCAGACUCUCACAAGUUAUGUGCAUCUUUGUGUGAUGAGCUGUUGUCCUCAGAACUAGCAGUCUCAAAACAGGACAAGGUUUUAAUACAUCUGUAAUCUUUCUUUCAGACCAAUGUCAAGUGACCAGGGAAAAUGAAAUGGCUUCCUGGAAGUCUGGAAUGGACUGCUAUGCUGUUGUUCACUCCAGUGCCUUGAAGCCACGUUAGUUCCUUUCCUGUCUGGAAUUGUCAUCACUUCUGCACAGUACCUUAGUCUGACUAAGUUAUAGGAAUUUCCUGUAAUGCACCUGUUUUACUUUAGUGCAAGCAGCAGGACUGAACAGGCAGCUAAUUUAAAAUGGAUUUGUACCUCUUCAACAGCAUCAGUAAUAACAUACGGAAUCACAGAAUAGGUAAAGUUGGAAGGGACCAGAUGAGAUCAUCUAGCCCAAAACUCACCCCCAGAUAUCUCCAUUCAAAACAGCAUGAACUAGAGCAGCUUGUUCAGUAUCACGUUAUUGAAUUUUGAUUCAAUUCAAGAAUGAAUAAGCAGCAUUUUCAGUAACUCAUCAUCCUUCUAUUACAUUAACUUUAUAACAUGCCUAUAAACUGUCACAACUUUGAGUGGGACUCAAGAGCCCUGGUACACGUUAGUUUAUUCCUUCCCACGUGUAUAAUAUGUGGCACUUAAGGCUGAGGCUUGAUGAGUCCUUCCCAAGGUGUGCAUACAGUUUGGCACUUAGGAACUUGUAUGGCAAACAGGUAUAGGACCAGAGAGAUUACUGCAUUUCAAAGGAGAAAUGAAAUAAAGAUCUUACCUGUGUCCUAGGCUUGCAGAAGGGCUCCAAGAGAAGGGAUCUCCAGAUAAAGAUCCUUCCUUGUUGGGAGUCAGCACUUAAAUGGGGUCUAGGAGGGAUGGAGCCAGGCUCCACCCCUUCCGGUCACUCAGGUGAAAUUGCGUUCACCUGUGCCCCUGCAGCUGACUCAGCGCUCACCUCAGGUGGUCAAUCAGAGGUUCAGGCUGUGAUUCAACAGUUCCCAUACAGAACUAAAGAACAGAGAUGAACCUACCUGUGUUCCAGACUAAAUGUCCUUUCUUUCCAGUCUCAGAAAUAGAAAGUAUGAAAUGUUUCCUUCUGUAGAAAGAGAAACACUGAAGUACAACAUGGCAACAUGGAAGGGCUAAGUGCUCCCAUGAUGGCAAAAGAUAGAUUCCAGGUUGAAUGAACGUAUGUGAUUAAGAACUUCAGUUGCUUGGUUUACAAAGGACAGGUGUGACCUAUUCUCGUUACAAUUGUUUCCUAGUUUGGAGCUGGUUCUUCUAAUUUAUUCUGGCUUUUUGUGUGUGUGUGUGUGUGUGUGUGUUAGUCAUACUGACUAGUGUCAUUAUUAACAAUUUUGAUGUCAUGUGCCCAGUGCUUGCUAAUUUUGUAAAAGCACUUUUCUCAGAAAUUGAGGCAUAGCCUGAUUUUGUGGGGAAACAGGUUAUACUCUGAGAAAUAAAUACACUGCAUUAACAAUACGAGGAAGCUUCUGUGACAGGAUGCAGCAAGCAUGCAGGAUAGAAAGUAUGGAUACUGUUACUACAAUUGAGCACAGCCAUUUCAGCAGUCUGCUUAAUGCCUAGCUGCUUCACUUUAUCGUUGCAGACCUGCAACUGACUGAGUACUUGUUUGCUACUGAAAAUUAUAUUAGGAUAUGAUCUGAGGAAAAAAACUGAGAUUAUUUUUUCUCUUAUUUAUUGCUCUAUUACAUAAUUAACUGAUCGAACGGAAAAUGUUCUCUCCAAAGGUUUUUGCAGAAAGUGUAACUGACCUGCAAUGGCAGCUUUAACAGAGACUUUGAAUGUUAGAAGGCUGUUUUGUAUUUCAGUAACCGCGGUGUUAAGACAGAUGCUGAGUCUGUGAUCAAAACCUCUUUACUAUCACUUGUCUUAAAUACCGAUGUAUUACCACUGUGUUUAAUGUCAUGUGAUAGUGCAUAUGCUUUGUGUUUUAGAUGUAGCAUCUAAAUAGAAACAUUCCUACCACAGCUGGAAAUGUUUUAAGUGCGCUUUAUUGUUAUUGUGGAGGAGGAAGAAAUGAUUUACUCCUUCAUAUGUAAUAAAUUUUACAUCAGUUCUUCCUUUGACACUUGUAGGGCUAAUAGAUUUUCUAAAUUCGGUUCAGGGAUUACUAUAGUUCUCUAAAAAUGUUUUAAACCUGUUGUUCAUUUAAGUACUGUUACACCCAAGAGAUUGACCUUAAGCUCUAUCCCUCUUUGCCAAGAACCAAUCCAGGAUGGGUUUGUUUCUGGGCCUUGUUGACUCAGACCUUCUCCAAUGCUAGACUUUUACCCCUUAAGUUAACACUAUAAGAGAGCUGGCGCAUGCGCAGUACGGUAUCGGAGCUACAGCAUGCGCGGUGCGAUCUCGGGGGUGGCGCAUGCGCAGUGUUCACUCCGGGCUGGCGCAUGCGCGGUGGCGUCUCGGGGAUGGCGCACGCGCAACAUUCACUCCGAGCUGGCGCAUGCGCAGCACGGUAUCGAAGCUACAGCAUGCGCGGUACUGUCUCGGGGAGCGGCGCGUGCGCAGUGUUCACGCCGAGCUGGCGCAUGCGCAGACCGCUCCCGAAUAUGGCGCAUGCGCACUCUGGUGCCGUAGCUGGCGUAUGCGCAGGGAUCUCGCUGAGCAUUAAAUUCUCCUCGGUUAAGCCACGCCCCCUCGUCGGUUAAGCCCCGCCUUUUCGCCCCCUCCCGAUUUCUGUUUGGUGUAGGCCUGAAGGAGUGAUGGAGCAUCUGAUGGGGGUGUGAACAGCCCAGGGAACACAGGUGGAAGCAAUUCCCCUGUGGGGUGGGAAGGGGAGGAGCCAAAGCCCACCCUGAGCUCAUUUAAAGGCUGGAAGCUGAAGGGGGAGGAUCAGUGCUUGGUGGUUGCUCUGGCUGUUUGGUAAGCACCAAAACAGUUUGCUGGACUGGAGACUCAACCAUCAGAUGCCGUUGUUAUUCCUGGUCUCCCCAGAUUGCAACGUUGGAUGUGCCCUGAUCCUUGGAAAGGGGUAAGUGAUUCCUUCAUCCUUACCAGAAGGUGAUCUCUACUUACCUUAUCUUGUGUCCAUCAGGUGGCAGUGGAGAGUUGUGACCCUCCCGAGCGGUGCAAGGAUUCUACUGAGGCUCUUGGUGGACACAGUAGGAACCCACAGCCUGAGAUGGACGCCAAGAUCCACUCCUUCCUUUGUCUGGCAAGCUCUGCUGACCCGUGAGGUCAUUCCCAUGCUUGCAGAGGUCCUGUGGGCUUGGUGUUGGUUGUCCUUUGUGCUCACCUUGCUGUCACUGGCUGUUCUUCCUUUACCCAUCUUUAGGGCUCCUCAGUUCUGGUGGGAUCUCAGUACCCACUGCUGAUUCCACCAAACCUUGAUCUCUUUUUUUUCUUUUUGAGUUCAGUAUUGUUUCUUUUACUUACUGUUCUUACUUGAAAGAUAUUGGUUUCUAGAGCCUUCUGUCAAUAGGAAAACUGUAAUGUAAGGGCUGGAAGCAAUGAUUGACAACCUGGUGCAGGAUUUAAACAGCUGGUGCACAGGUGAUGUAAUUAACCUGGAGGUGGGACUGGGUGGAGCCAGAGCCCACCCUGAGCUCAUUUAAAGGCUGGAAGCUGAAGGGGAGGGGUCUGUGCCUGGUGGUUGCUCUGGCUGUUUGGUUGGGUGAGUGCUGAGCCUUGGGAAGGGCUACGUUGUUGUUGUUUCUUUGCUUGAUGCUGAUCUGUUUGUUUUUGGUUCAGUGUUGAGCAGAAGGUUCUGGACACCAGGACUUCUUCCAGGCGGUGUGAGGACUCCACUGAGGACCUUGGUGGACGCAGCUGGAAGCCACAGCCAAGGCUGGACACCAACAUCCACACUUGAUCUUGUCUGGCAAGAUGUAUUGCUCCCAGAGAGUGUUCUUGCUCUUCCGGUGGUUUGAUGGGAUUGGUGUCAGUUUGUACUCAUGCUCACUGGGCUUUCCAGGGGUGUUCUACUUGCAUUACACCAUCUUUCCCACCCUCUAUUUCCAAGUAGGAGCUCCCCUUGGCCUCCAUGUCUCGCUCUGGCCAGGCAGAUGUGGUGUGCCAAUGGUACACAGAGUCCAGACCCUGAGCAGAAGAACAGCUGAGGAGAGAGGCUGCCCUGGGUGAGACAGGAGAAGUGCCCCUUGAAGUGGGGGACGCCCCGCUGGUGCUGCCUCUCGCAUCCACCGGCAGCAUGUUCCUUUUAAAUUAUAUUCUCUCUUCUGAUCUCAGUUUGCUGCUCAAUGGGGUUUAAGGAUUGUUAGGGCUCCUCUAAUCGGUGGUGUGAGGCCUGUGGAGCAGGUAAUGGAACAUCACGAGUCCCAUGUUGGUGCAUUGCUUGUGUGCAGGUAGGUUUGCGAUGACUGUAGGAAGCUCACUUAGAGAUUGAAUGGGGUUGCGAGGGGCUCACCUCAAUGCAGGGGGUCUGUUAUCUCAUCCCAAUGAGCCUCAUGGCUGAUGAUAGAGUGAGGUGCAUCAGCCGGGACCUGAAGAACACUCCUGAACCCCAGUGGCCAUUUGCUUCAACCUCACUCAGUAUAAUACAGUCUGCACCACUUGAGCAUACUGACCACAGGUAUUCUGUUCCUGUUUGCUGCUUCUCUCAUGUAUCUCCCUUACUGAUUCGUCAGUGAAAAUGGAUCCCAGGGCAUCACUCUCAGAGCACAUCACGGCUGACUACCCCAGGGUCUUACUGUCAUUUCUGUUUCAGCAGAAGAUCUGGGUUUGUGUUAAUAAAAAAGAAAGGGUUGUCCUCUUCUGGAUGACUAUGGUCGGGAUCUCUCCAUAUAACUCAUCCCAAUUGUCAGGAGAUGCUAUUUGUUUCCUAAUCUGUAUGAUACCCUGUAUGAUAUUGGCCCUGCCUGGAAGGGAGGUUGGAGAUUCAUGAUCCUUGAGGUCCCUUCCGACCCAGACCAUUCUUCCUCCCCAUGCCUCUUCCUCCCAUCCCCUGACCCCCAUUAAGUAGCUUAUAAACAGCAUUAAUUAUAUCCCUAAUGCUCCCUUGUGUCAUCCUUAGAGCAGUGCACACAGGGUGCAGCCCUACAUAUGUGGGGCGGCGCUUUCAUUACUGCAUUGUGUCCAACAGGUGGCAGCGGAGAGCUGCGGUGCUCCUGAGUGCUGUAAGGACUGCUCGGAGAGAUGUGCAGGUCUUCAUGGGAACAGCAAGCAACCGAAAGCUGCAUUUCCUGGGAUGCCCUGGAACCCCACUUUGCUGACUGGUAAUUGUCUGCCCAGCAGGUGGCAGCGGAGAGCUGCGGUGCUCCUGAGUGCUGUAAGGACUGCUCGGAGAGAUGUGCAGGUCUUCAUGGGAACAGCAAGCAACCGAAAGCUGCAUUUCCUGGGAUGCCCUGGAACCCCACUUUGCUGACUGGUAAUUGUCUGCCCAGCAGGUCUUCAAUGAAGAUAUUGGACAGAACAGACCUGAAGAGCACUCAGGAUGGCAUACCUGCUGCAUUUAACAGGACUGAGCAGCACUCAUUAGGCCAGGUGGUUCAGCUACUUCUUCAUCUAGCAAGCAAUGUACCCGUCCAAGUAGCCGGCUGCAAUCUUUCAGAGAAUUUCAAGGGAGAGCACAUCAAAGGGUUUGCCUCACUCAUGCGGUUGGGUCACCUUCGCUUUGAGUUUGCUAGCGUGGCUGACCCUAAUCCCGUAACUGACAUCCUGUAGCUGGACAGAGACCAUUUGUGCUCCAUCCAGGAUGUUUGAGACUCACGGCCAUGCUGAGAGUCACACUGAUUUCAGCGUGUGCUGUCAUUUUGCAUCAACCCAAUUGACUUUAGCUUUACAAACAGUUUAUCUCAGCCAAAUUGGCUUUAGCUUUGCAAUCAAUUGAUCUCAGCCAAAUUGGCUUUAGCUUUGCCUUGCUUACGGGGUUGGGUUAGCUUUGCUUUGUAUGUUUGUACCGCAGGGCUAACCCAACCCCGUAACCAACGCCCGAGGCCAGCGGAGGCCAUUUGCGCUCCUUCCCGGCCAGUCUGAGACUCGCGCCCCUUUGUGGCCAUUCUGAGACUUGCGCUGAUUUUGGCAGGUGCAGUCAAUUGAUCUCAUCCAAAUUGGCUUUAGCUUUGCAAUCAAUUGAUCUCAUCCAAAUUGGCUUUAGCUUUGCAAUCAAUUGAUCUCAUCCAAAUUGGCUUUAGCUUUGCCUUGCUUACGGGGUUGGGUUAGCUUUGCUUUGUUUGUUUGUACCGCAGGGCUAACCCAACCCCGUAACCAACGCCCGGGGCCAGCGGAGGCCAUUUGCGCUCCUUCCCGGCCAGUCUGAGACUCGCGCCCCUUUGUGGCCAUUCUGAGAGUUGCGCUGAUUUUGGCAGGUGCAGUCAAUUGAUCUCAGCCAAAUUGGCUUUAGCUUUGCAAUCAAUUGAUCUCAUCCAAAUUGGCUUUAGCUUUGCCUUGCUUACGGGGUUGGGUUAGCUUUGCUUUGUUUGUUUGUACCGCAGGGCUAACCCAACCCCGUAACCAACGCCCGAGGCCAGCGGAGGCCAUUUGCGCUCCUUCCCGGCCAGUCUGAGACUCGCGCCCCUUUGUGGCCAUUCUGAGAGAUGCGCUGAUUUUGGCAGGUGCAGUCAAUUGAUCUCAUCCAAAUUGGCUUUAGCUUUGCCUUGCUUACGGGGUUGGGUUAGCUUUGCUUUGUUUGUUUGUACCGCAGGGCUAACCCAACCCCGUAACCAACGCCCGGGGCCAGCGGAGGCCAUUUGCGCCCCUUCCCGGCCAGUCUGAGACUCGCGCCCCUUUGUGGCCAUUCUGAGAGAUGCGCUGAUUUUGGCAGGUGCAGUCAAUUGAUCUCAUCCAAAUUGGCUUUAGCUUUGCCUUGCUUACGGGGUUGGGUUAGCUUUGCUUUGUUUGUUUGUACCGCAGGGCUAACCCAACCCCGUAACCAACGCCCGGGGCCAGCGGAGGCCAUUUGCGCCCCUUCCCGGCCAGUCUGAGACUCGCGCCCCUUUGUGGCCAUUCUGAGAGAUGCGCUGAUUUUGGCAGGUGCAGUCAAUUGAUCUCAUCCAAAUUGGCUUUAGCUUUGCCUUGCUUACGGGGUUGGGUUAGCUUUGCUUUGUUUGUUUGUACCGCAGGGCUAACCCAACCCCGUAACCAACGCCCGGGGCCAGCGGAGGCCAUUUGCGCCCCUUCCCGGCCAGUCUGAGACUCGCGCCCCUUUGUGGCCAUUCUGAGAGUUGCGCUGAUUUUGGCAGGUGCAGUCAAUUGAUCUCAGCCAAAUUGGCUUUAGCUUUGCCUUGCUUACGGGGUUGGGUUAGCUUUGCUUUGUUUGUUUGUACCGCAGGGCUAACCCAACCCCGUAACCAACGCCCGAGGCCAGCGGAGGCCAUUUGCGCCCCUUCCUGGCCAGUCUGAGACUUGCAUUUACUUCAGGUGGGCUGAGAUCUGCUCUGCUGCUGAGGUGGGCUGCAGUACAUAAUGUUAGUGUGAAUGUAAUGUCAUUUAUUAGAUGUGGAUGCUUUUUGACCAUUGUCUUGUUAGUCUGACAUAUGUGUUAAUGUUAACCAUGCCUUAAAAUGUAUGGAAUAUGUGGGUGCUGUGCCUGUAAACAGUGUCUUAGAACAUGGAAUUGUACAGAAUAGCUGUUUGCGUUUGUCAACAUCCAAGAGAUUCUGUAACGUGGGUACAUUUGUAGGAGUCAUGUCUUGAGGAAAGAGUGCUGCAAUAAACUAGUACUUGCGUAAUCUAA
Molecule: messenger RNA, 15321 nt
Organism: Gallus gallus (chicken)
Lineage: Eukaryota; Metazoa; Chordata; Aves; Galliformes; Phasianidae
Gene: GARNL3
Product: GTPase activating Rap/RanGAP domain like 3
Exons: 34
Coding region: 1696-4728 (1010 amino acids)
Biological process (GO): activation of GTPase activity; regulation of small GTPase mediated signal transduction
Cellular component (GO): cytoplasm
Molecular function (GO): GTPase activator activity
Source: RefSeq, a predicted model, not a curated record